This is a messenger RNA of Dovyalis caffra, 1455 nucleotides long. NCBI's taxonomy places the organism in Eukaryota, Viridiplantae, Streptophyta, Magnoliopsida, Malpighiales, Salicaceae. The record is from the annotation of a GenBank genome assembly.
AUGGGAGGAGAAGGUGGAAUCGGAGGAGGAGGAGCAGAGGAACAGUACGUGACAGCCAAGACGUCAGUUUGGUGGGACAUUGAGAACUGUAAUGUACCCAGAGGCUGUGACCCUCAUGCCAUAGCACAAAACAUAAGCUCAGCUCUUUCCAAGAUGGACUAUCGUGGUCCUGUCUCUAUUUCUGCUUAUGGUGACACUCAGGGUAUCAAUUCUGCUGCUCAACAGGCUCUUUCUAGUACUGGGAUUGCUCUCCAUCAUGUCCCUGCAGGUGUUAAAGAUGCAAGCGACAAGAAGAUUCUUGUUGAUAUGCUGUUCUGGGCAGUGGACAAUCCGCCGCCGGCUAAUUAUUUGUUAAUUUCUGGUGAUCGAGACUUCUCUAAUGCUCUUCAUCAGUUGAGAAUGAGGAGAUAUAACAUUCUUCUAGCACAGCCCCAGAGAGCAUCCGCACCCCUCGUGGCUGCUGCAAAGAGUGUAUGGCUUUGGGCGAGUCUUUUGGCUGGAGGACGGCCACUCACUGAAGUUGAAUCACAACAACUAGAAAGGGGUGGCGAUAGUAAAGCACAGAUUCCAGUGUCUGAUGCCAUAAAGCAACCAGUAGAUGUAGCAAAUCAGAAGUCUCCUUCCACAGCAAGGAGUGGCGAUAGUAAACAGAAAGGAAAAAACAUCCAAAGAAGCCCGAGCCAAACAAAUGUGUUAGAAAAAACAAGCACGCCUCUUCUCCCCAGUCCCCCUCCUGCAAUGAAUGUGAGGCCCUACGGAACUAGCUUUAGUUCUGCACCAUAUAUAAUUGUGCCUCCUUGGGGUAAUUUGAACAAUUCUGGACGCCCCUUCAAGUCUAGCCCUCAGCGACAAAAUCCAGAGCUAAAACAUGAUCCCAAGAAGAAACCGGACAUUCAAAACAGGAAGAAAUCAUACGGUGAAAACUCAAAAGGAUCUUGUGCAGGUAAAGGACCAGAACCAAGUCAAAACAAGAAGAAACCAAGAAGUCGAAACAAGAAGAAAUCAGAUGGUGAGAACUCGAAAGGAUCUUGUGCAGGAAAAGGACCAGAACUAAGUCAAAACUUGAAGAAACCAGACAGUCAAAACAAGAAGAAAGCAGAGAGUCAAAACUCAAAAGGGUCUUCUGCAAGUAGAGGACCAGAGGUAAAACAUGAUACCAAGAAACCAGACAGUGAAACCAAGAAGAAAGCAGAGAGUCAAAACUCAAAAGGGUCUUCUGCAAGUAGAGGACCAGAGGUAAAACAUGAUACCAAGAAACCAGACAGUGAAAACAAGAAGAAACAAGUAGAGGAGAAGAAACCAGACAGUGAAAACAAGAAAGUGGCUCGUGCAAAAAAAGGUGUUUCUGUGAAAAAAUCAGUCGCUCCAAGAUCAAUAAAGCAUGUUAGCGUUACAAAACAGGACAAAGGAAAGAAAAACCCGCCUGCGAAGAGAGGGAAAGUAAAACAGAAAUGA